Trichobilharzia regenti is the source of this 2596-nucleotide messenger RNA. NCBI's taxonomy places the organism in Eukaryota, Metazoa, Platyhelminthes, Trematoda, Strigeidida, Schistosomatidae. The record is from the annotation of a GenBank genome assembly.
CGUACUGCACCAGUAAGCAUCAUGUAUGUUUUGUAUAUUGCACAAAAAGAUUCUACAUUAUGUUUCACCUUAUAUAAUAAUUGGUUUAAUAGUUUAUAUACUGUAACAUGGUCCACUGGGUCACAAAUGAAUGGUGGAAUUCUCUUUUGCUUCGAAUUAAAUGUUUUAGUUUGUGUUAUGUAUUCUUAUUAGUAUAUCAUUUCAAUUGAUUAGGAUGCAUGUGAGGACUAGGUUAUUAUUAAGCUCUAUGGGCACUGCUUUAUUUGAGCUUCAGGCCCUAUUUUUAAAAUCUUGUCUCAUUAAUAAGUCUUCCAGUGCUCUUUUUAGGAAUAGCCAACCUUAUGUCAGUACAUAGUGGGUUUAUUUUAGGUAGAUAACACAUUUAUUUAUCAUAAGAAAGCUUGGGUAUCUUUUCAUUUGAUUUUUCUUUUUAAGUUUAAGCUAAAUUUGGUUUUCCCAUGAAAUAGUGUAGAUAUCUUCUUAAGGACUGUGUAGUUAUGUCUAGCUUUUUAAUUUACUGGUGAUGAAGUUACUUGUUAGCGUUUCUUCCUCAGUUCUCUAACUCCAGAACUUGGGUCUACUUGAUCAUAUGCAGAUCAUUCGCGAAAAAUAAGCUGGUAAUUCUGUAGAACAUGAUACGAGAGAUUUACUAUUGUGUUCAUAAGCCCAAUAAUCGCUUGUAUUUGAAAUUAUCCUACCAGUGUUGUGCUUCGAGUUAAUGUAAAUGAGGCAUAUUACACUCAGUGAUCACGAAAUCUGGACUCUUACUCAGUUCCGCAGUAAUUUUGGUGGUUAUUCCUCGAUUGAAAGGUUAAGUAACUAGACUAGCCACCUCCAAUUAUAUAUACCAUUUCAACUGCGGUUGUGGAGCGCGUUUUAUUUCAGCCGUCGCCUCAGGAACUUGAUUUUCCUUGCUAUAAAACAUCUACCAGUGCGGCUCAAUAAAGGUGUAGUGAAAACCAGCAGUUCGAUAUGACACUACCAGGUCAAAAAUGGUCACGAAGCCAGCAUUGAGAAAUAAAUUGCUAAAGAAUUCGAGGUACCUCAUACUUCAAACAGUAAAGGCAAUUCGCCUGAAACAACCGGUGCUCUGUGAAGAAGAAGCAAGUCCAACUACUACUAUUGCCCUGGCCGGCCUUCGCUGGAGACUAAUUCAUGAAUUUGUAUUUUCCCUAAUUUUCCUGAUAUUCAGUGUUGUUGUUACUAUCGAAAUGUAAUCCAUUGAUAUUAUUAAUAUUGAUGCAAUGUUAUUUAAACAGCAUUUAUUCCCCUUGAUGAAUUUGAACAAAGCAAGAACAACGGUGGUUUGUGCAGAAUAAAGAAAUGUGGAAACUUGUACUGACGCACUUUUGUGCAAAGCUGUACAAUGCUUGUGUUCCCCAAGGAAUUUAAUUUAGGAUUCACUAAAAUCACUUUUUGUUCAAAGUAUGUUUAAAACAGGAUGAUGCGAGUUCAAGAUGAAAAGUGGAAAGCUUAAAACGAUAUAUUUACAAGUUAGUUUAAAAUGGUAUACUACAAGUUGAAAGUGUUAUCGGAACAAGUUGAUGGUUUAGUCUUCUUAAUGGUAAGAAAAGUGGUUCUGUGAGAUAAUUUGGAGUUCUGAAGAACCUUUUGCUCACAAAUGUUACUCCAAUGCAUCAUUAAAACAGUCGUUUAAAUCCCUCGCAUAGCAGAAGAUUGAUAAAGCAAUGAUGUCCUUAAAAAACGGGCUACUAAAACAAGUUCACAUCUCACAAGGCAGAGUCGAUUUUAAACUUCUUUUAUUUUGAAAUACAUUCACAUAGUGUUUGGAAAAUCCACUUAUCAGUAAACUAUAUCCACCUUUUUGAAAUAAUCAGUUUGUUUUUAUUACGUACAACCAUAAUGGUUUCUAGUCUAAGAUUUUUAAUCAUUUGGUUAAAAUAAACAAAAAAAACUUGGUAAAAUGGAAGUCUUCAUUGUGAGAUAAAUAUACUUAUUUUCAGAAAGAGUAAUAAUCCGUAACAUACGAAUAAUGAUGAGAGCUUGGCAAUUGGUCGAUAUCAAUGGUGAAAUUAUCAAUGAAGAGGAUGUUUCCAGUGUCGGAUCUGAUUGGUCAUUUAUGCAAUUCGAUCCAGAUGAUGGUUAUCCAAGUCGCCCACAUUCAGUAGCUGGUCGACGUUCAGAUAAUGAAACUGAACACCAUUCGCGUUCCCCUUCAGCACAUAGUGACUAUAACUGUUACAGUUCCCACUGCAGUCCAGAAAGAUAUGUUGAACCUCGUGUGAAAACUAAAAAUAAUGAUAAAUCAAUAAAGAACAAACAGUUUCCUGCCAUUGUUCCUACGAACGUGAUUAGUCGUGUAUCAUCGAAAACGGAAACACUGAAAGUUCAUUCUCGAAAUGGAUUACGACCUGGUCACAUACAUCAGUCUUCGAAUAUAAAUACAAAUGGAUCACGUCAGAUACUAGCGCGUUGGAAUGCUAGUCGGAAGCAUAAUAACAAUCACCACACAAAUCUUUGCGUGGAUGCUCAACGUUCCAAAUGUCUUCGCCGGGGCCCAUUGAUUAAUCACGGUUUUCAACGUCGUCAAGUUCGUUUGGGCAACGGAGGACAUGUACCUUGCCAAAGAAGUUAA